Molecule: messenger RNA, 1188 nt
Organism: Mytilus californianus (California mussel)
Lineage: Eukaryota; Metazoa; Mollusca; Bivalvia; Mytilida; Mytilidae
Product: very low-density lipoprotein receptor-like
Exons: 8
Coding region: 126-1043 (305 amino acids)
Molecular function (GO): protein binding
Source: RefSeq, a predicted model, not a curated record
CUCUUAAAGCAUAAAUUAUAUAUAUUUAAAUUAUCAUAUCGACAGAAAAUAAUUUCUGUAUAAAUACACUUGAAUUAUUCGAAUGAAGCAAACCGCCAGCUACUGCAGACCAACGUCUAUUGAAAAUGUGGAGAAAGUUCAGCUUGAUGUGUAUAGUUCUGAUUGGACUCCAUGUAGCAAAAGUCAACACGUGUGAAACAGGUGAACUAGAAUGCGACAGAUUAGAACAAUGUUACCCAAAGGAGUUAAAAUGUGAUGGCAAUGCAGACUGUCGGGAUGGAACUGAUGAAUGUGGAUGUGACGAAUAUAUUUGUCCAGAUAACAGACUGAAAUGCCCGGAUGAUCUUUGUGGAAUGAAAGAUGGUAAAUUGUGUGAUGGUCAUAGCGAUUGUCCAAGCAACAAAGACGAAGAAGAUUGCGAUUCAUGUAUUGACGAUGCUUUUCUUUGCUCAAAGGAAGAAAAAUGUAUCCCUGGUGAUUGGCAUUGCGAUGGAUAUGAUGAUUGCAAUGGAGAGGAUGAAAAGGACUGUAUAGAAUGUAACGGUGGUGCAUUUAUGUGUACAGCAGAUAGUAAAUGUGUUAGGUCGCGCUACGUAUGCGACUCAUUUCCGGACUGCAGUGACGGUAUGUAUGACAUCGGAUGUCCGGAUGAUGGGUGUGGUAAUGAUGAAUUUGCAUGUGCACUUCCUCCUCCAAAUUAUCCAAAUUGUGUUCCCUCGAACAAAAUAUACGAUGACACUAAUGACUGUGGAGACUGCUCUGAUGAGGCGAAUGCUGAAUCUUGUGUGCUUGGGGGACCACCACCACCUGGAGAACUAUCACGAAGUUUACUAAAAACCCGUGGAGAAAGGAAGAAGAAAAAUGAAGGUAGAGUAAACACCGUAGUCCGCAGCAAUAAAAAUAUUGAUGCACUGAGGAGCGGAAAAUCUUAUUUGAAGGAGAACUUGCGGGAAUAUUUAUUACGCAGUAAGACUGGUAAUAGACUAGCUAACAGAAUACUAGGCCGUAGAGAAAUGGAAAAAAGAAGAAGGUACAAGCGGUAAAUGUGCUGAAACGGCUGUGGGAAACAAGAAGGCGGACUCUAAACUCGUUGAUAUAUAAUUGAUACAAAAUCUACUCUUUUUUUCAUGCACUAUGCAAAUAUUCAUAGGAUUCUUGAAUAAAGAAAUCACUUACAAUUACCAUAAA